Messenger RNA from Anas platyrhynchos (mallard), 1572 nucleotides. RefSeq names its product O-sialoglycoprotein endopeptidase like 1 (gene OSGEPL1). Gene Ontology annotation, cellular component: mitochondrion. The record is from RefSeq and is a predicted model, not a curated record. Gene Ontology annotation, biological process: tRNA threonylcarbamoyladenosine modification. Lineage: Eukaryota; Metazoa; Chordata; Aves; Anseriformes; Anatidae.
CUGCCCCCUGUGGGCUGGGAUGAGCGCGGCCCGCCCAGCCCCAAGAUGGCGCCGCCUCCGGCCGGCCCCAAAAUGGCGGCGGCUCCGCCUGCCGCCCCGCCCUGUCAUGGCGGCCCACAGGCCAGCGCUGGCUGGAGGCUUUUAAGGUCGCGGACAUAACGCGAUAAAUGUUGAGCCAUGAAGAGCAUUGCCAGGAGCCUUUUGCGAGCAGCCAGGUGCAGCCCGGCUGGGGGGCUGCGAAGCCGCUCUGCUCACUGUGGCAAACUGCAUCGCCCCAAACUUGUGCUGGGAAUAGAAACCAGCUGUGACGAUACGGCUGCUGCAGUCGUGGAUGAAGCUGGCAAUGUGCUGGGAGAAGCGCUGCAAUGUCAGAGGGAAGUCCAUCUGAAAACAGGUGGAAUAAUUCCUCAUGUGGCACAGCAACUCCACAGGGAAAACAUCGAGCAAGUGGUGAAGGAAGCACUUAGUGUCAGUGGAGUUUCUGUAAAUGAACUUACUGCUAUCGCGACUACAGUGAAACCAGGACUUGCGCUAAGCCUGGAGGUGGGACUGGACUACAGCUUGAAACUGGUGAACAAGUACCAGAAGCCCUUCAUACCCAUCCAUCACAUGGAGGCUCACGCACUUACCAUUAGGCUGACUAAUCAAGUGGAGUUUCCUUUCUUAGUUCUUUUACUCUCUGGAGGCCACUGUAUCUUGGCAGUAGCACAAGGAGUUUCAGAUUUCCUUCUGCUCGGACAGUCAAUAGAUAUAGCACCAGGUGACAUGUUGGAUAAGGUAGCAAGAAGACUCUCUUUAAUAAAGCACCCCGAAUGCCACGGCAUGGCUGGGGGGAAGGCAAUAGAACACUUGGCUCAAACUGGAAACCGGCAACAGUACACGUUCAGCCUUCCCAUGCAACGAUACCGUAACUGUGAUUUUUCUUUUUCUGGACUUCAGAACCUCAUCAAUAACACCAUUAUACAAAAAGAAAAAGAAGAAGGUAUUCAAGAAGGUGAGCUCCUGUCUUGUGUUAAGGAUAUCGCCGCUGCCGUGCAGCAUGUAGUAGCCAUUCAUAUUAUCCAGCGGACAUAUCGAGCUAUGCUUUUCUGCAUAAAAAAUGGCAUCUUGUCACCAAAACAUGCAACUUUGGUUGUAUCAGGAGGAGUUGCAAGUAAUCAGUAUAUCAGAAAAGGCCUGCAAGCUCUGGCAAAUGCAAAUAGUUUUGCUUUUCUAUCUCCUCCUCCAAGACUCUGCACUGAUAAUGGUGUUAUGAUUGCAUGGAAUGGCAUUGAAAGAUUACGUGCAGGACUUGGUGUUUUAAACAGCACAGAGGGCAUCCGCUUCGAACCCAAAGCUCCCCUUGGAACUGAUAUUUCAAACCAAGUUGAAGAAGACUCUAUCAAGGUGCCAAAACUAAGGAAGAUACUACAGUUGGCAAGUUAAGAUGUGACUUAAGGUAAAUGCGACCAGAAAUGGUUAAGCGAAAACCAUUUCAAAGCUGUUACACAUACUGAUUUUGCUUUGCUUUCUGUUGUUGAAGAUCACCUGUUGGAGAAAUAAAUGCUGUGUGGUAUCACCACAAUUAUUCCA